Molecule: messenger RNA, 1827 nt
Organism: Fusarium sp. VM40
Lineage: Eukaryota; Fungi; Ascomycota; Sordariomycetes; Hypocreales; Nectriaceae
Source: the annotation of a GenBank genome assembly
AUGUCUAACAGCCCCUGCAACUCCAAGAGCGAUACCGGACACUAUCACCAUGGCUCCCCUUCAACUCUACAGGAUUCUGCCGAGAACGAAGAGACAUACGAGACGCGCAAUCUUGCAGACUUCAUCGGUCAGGAUCUUCCCAAAGUGGGCGAGAUUUCACGGUCUGAGCGUCUCUAUUUCAUCGGCACUGAGUUCUCCAACUUGAACUAUCUGGUGCGCCACCGAGCCUUGAGGAUGGAGCAGAAGGACGUAUUGCAUUUCGGGACCCGUCGACUUGCUCGCAAGGUUCCUUCGGUUCCCGAGGAGGCUCUAAAGUUGCCUCCCAAAGCGUUGGCCGACGAACUCGUCAGGGCAUAUUUUGUCCAUGUCAACCGAGGGUUUCCUAUUGUCGACGAGGAUGAGUUUAUGGAGACCUAUAAUGGAUCCGACGUGUCAAAACUGGUAUCGUUGCCCUUGUUGAAUGCUAUAUUCCUCGUCGGCGCUCAUGUUCUGUCUUCAAGUCGAGAAGAUUGUAGGGCAAGCACAUACGUCUUCUUCCGGAGAGCCAAGAUCCUAUUCGACUAUCGCUUUGAACAGCACCGCGAAACAUACUUGCAAGUCGCUCUGCUCUUGACCUGGCAAUGUGACAAUCUCGAAGACAUAGUAAGUAACACAUGGUACUGGGUAGGCGUUGCUGCCCGGACAAGUUUUGGAAUGGGAAUGCAUAGGGAUGCAACCUCGUCCACUCUCAAUACCGUAGACAAGCGCCAAUGGGUCAGGCUUUGGUGGUGUCUCUUCCAGUUUGAUGUGAUGGUCUCGGCCUCGUUCGGUCGACCACAGGCCAUCAACCUUGAAGAGUCUGACACUCCUAUGCUCGAGGAAGCUCACUUUGAAGGCAUACCACAGGGGAAUGCUUUUUUUGCCAUCGAGCACACAAGACUCUGCAUCAUAUUCUCCAAAGCCAUGAGACGUCGUGUGGCAAUACGAGCUACAGAAGCCGAUCGAGCUGCAGCAACUGAACAAGCUGACCAAGAACUUGCUGAGUUCAUCACGCAACUACCACAGAGCCUCCAAUUAUCACAACCCAACCCAGAUACCUGGCAAGCCAUUCUUCAUCUUUCGUACAACAACUUCCUCAUAUUACUCCAUCGACCUCGGCCCCACCAGGAUCCAAGUCAAUUCUCUCCUCAAGCCGCCACGGAUCUAAGCAUUUGUGGCGACGCAGUCGUAGCGGUAAACUCCAUCCUAGAGUCUCUCCGUGCAAGAAACACUCUAUGCGACCUAUGGUUACCUUCGGUUCACGUCUUAUUCACGUGCCUACUUCAUGUUGCUAGCGAGUUGAACUCCCCCAACCCUCUCGUCGUAGCAAAAGCAUCACGUGCGUUUGAUUCUCUUCUUGAUAUUCUGCGCGAUAUCUCGCAAUAUUGGAUAUAUGCCAAGAGUCUUCUCCGUCUAUUUGAGGAGAGGACAAUGUGGAACAUGAGGCAGAGGAGUCACACACAUGGGUCCUUGCAAGAGCGAACAUCUCAACAAAACGGCAAUGACCCUUCCAGUUCGGGAUUUUCAUCACGGGCCAGUACACUUAGAGGUCAUACUGGGAUUCACAACAAUACAAUGGGAGAACCUGCUGCCGAUAUGCAGCCUUCAUCCACACAAAUAUCUGGAGAACCUGCAUAUGGUUUCAAUUUCGACUUUGGAGGGAGCAUGCAGCCAAGUCUUCCGUACGGUGACGGGUUUGUCGAGGGUGGCCUCGAUAUGACUGGGAAUGGAGGGGGCAUGAACCUGCUGCCUGUGCCAUCGGUGCUGGAAUUCCUCUUGGCGGGUGUUGAUAAUCAAUAUGACUUUUGA